Molecule: messenger RNA, 783 nt
Organism: Phytophthora sojae
Lineage: Eukaryota; Oomycota; Peronosporomycetes; Peronosporales; Peronosporaceae
Exons: 6
Coding region: 1-783 (260 amino acids)
Molecular function (GO): calcium ion binding
Source: RefSeq, a predicted model, not a curated record
AUGGAGAUGUGCUGUGCCUCCCAGACUUUUUACGCCGAGAACAAGUCCAUUCAACAAGAGCUCGAGAUGCUGCGCGUUACAAUUUAUGAGCAGGAAAUCCGAUUCCGGGAGUACGAGCAGCAACUGAAAGAGAAGCAAGAGAGCUUGGAGUUUCUCGUGGAACAAAUAAGGAGGCUACCAAGUUAUUAUCCACCGCAAUGGUCCGACGAUUCCGCGUCAAUUCCAUCGGGCUUGCCGUCGUGGUCGACUGUCGCUGCCAAAAUGGUGUGGCAGCAGUUCGAUGGGGAUCGUGAUGGCAAGCUAACCACUGAGGAGCUUCGACAACUCAAAGACCAGUUAAGAUCAAGUCACGAAAAUAUCGACGACAUUCUGCCGGACUACCCGGAGAAUCCGUUGACUUCUCUACACUUGCUCCAACUGUACGAAUGCGGAGAGAGCUCCAAGCUGUCGGAUGAUAUUCGCUCUCUUGGGAUUUUAUGCGGAUCAUCGGAAGCCUUGGCGGAAUCGCUAUCGACUUCAGAUACUGCUCUUUGCCGCAUUGUAUUGGAAUCUCGGAGGGCGAAGACACGCUUACGUGAAGUUUUCGCAGCUUCCAAGCAAACGCUCGAGGACCAAGCCCGUGAUCUUCUCAGGCUUCAGCAAAAGGAAGCGGACAACGACUUCCAGCUCCGAGUUGCCGGCGAAAAAGCUGCAGCAGGUGCAACAAUCCUGUCGAAAGCGAAACGUGAGUUGUCAGCAGCUAAACACGCGUUGCUGGAUUUGAGAGCUCUCGUCGAUGAGUAA